Messenger RNA from Durio zibethinus, 2113 nucleotides. NCBI's taxonomy places the organism in Eukaryota, Viridiplantae, Streptophyta, Magnoliopsida, Malvales, Malvaceae. The record is from RefSeq and is a predicted model, not a curated record.
CAAUAAUAUUCGAGUUUCUUGAUUAUAUGUUUCUAAAUAGACAUGGAUAUUUUUUAUGUUUCCAAUCCAUAGCGUAAAUAAAUAUCUAACCAUAUAUAUAUUGAGAAUUGAGCGUUUGUACGUUUAUCCCCGUUCGACCUACUGACUGUGAGAAGGAGAAAUGGAGACAUCUGCUUCUUCCUCUUCUUUACGUGGCUCCAGGCUUCAUCAAAACAUCUUCAGACGCUCCCCACUGUCCUCCUCCAUGCCCUGCAAUUCUCGGCUUACCUUUCCUACGGCUCUCACGAUAAACCCUCUUCCCCCAAACCUUUAUUUCUCAACUAAACAUGCAAUUCUCAGAGUUGGACAAUCCCCAAGGUUACUGAAAGUAGGUGGUGGUAAUCCUUUGUUUGGGGUGAUCUCAAUGGGAAUGUUGGCUCCAAGAAAGUUUUUGAAGAAGAGGAAGAAAGUGGAACAUUUCAAAGAUGCAGCCGAUGAGGCUGAUCAGAAGAGCUGGAGGAGACUAAUGAAGGAGAUUGAGGACACGGGUUCUGCUUCGACAGUACUUAGACGCCAACGAACUAGCGACCAAUCUCUUCCUAGAGACUUGGUUUUAGGCACCUUGGUUAGAUUUAAGCAAAUGAGAAAAUGGCACUAUGUUAGUGAGAUUCUUGAGUGGCUUCGAGCUCAGAGUUGGUGGGACUUCAGUGAAAUGGAUUUCCUGAUGCUUAUAACAGCAUAUGGAAAGAAAGGGGAGUUCAACAAGGCUGAGAAAAUUUUAAGCUUUAUGAAUAAAAAGGGUUAUGUACCAAGUGUUGUAUCACAUACUGCUCUUAUGGAAGCAUAUGGAAGAGGAGGUCGAUAUAAUAAUGCUGAAGCCAUCUUUAGAAGGAUGCAGUCUGCGGGCCCUGAACCUUCUGCUGUGACUUAUCAAAUAAUACUUAAAAUACUAGUUGAGGUAGGAAACAAAUUUAAGGAAGCAGAAGAAGUUUUUGAGACACUUCUGGAUAAGGAAAAAUCUCCAUUGAAGCCAGACCAAAAAAUGUUCCACAUGAUGAUUUAUAUGUAUAAGAAGGCAGGGAGUUAUGAGAAGGCUCGUAAAAUCUUUGCACUCAUGGCUGAACGAGGAGUUAAGCAAUCCACGGUCACUUACAAUAGUCUUAUGACAUUUGAAACUAAUUACAAGGAAGUUUCAAAGAUCUAUGAUCAGAUGCAAAGAGCUGGUCUUCGGCCAGAUGUGGUGAGUUAUGCCUUGCUUAUUAAUGCUUAUGGCAAAGCUAGGAGAGAAGAGGAAGCUUUGGCUGUUUUUGAGGAGAUGCUGGAUGCUGGAAUCAGGCCUACCCAUAAAUCUUAUAAUAUUUUGCUUGAUGCAUUUGCAAUUUCGGGAAUGGUGGAGCAAGCUCGGACUGUUUUCAAAAGCAUGAGAAGAGAUAGAUACACCCCUGAUAUCUGCUCUUAUACAACUAUGUUAUCUGCUUAUGUCAAUGCGUCUGAUAUGGAAGGUGCUGAAAAUUUCUUCACUAGACUGAAACAAGAUGGCCUUCAACCCAAUAUUGUCACGUAUGGGACAUUGAUGAAAGGGUAUGCCAAGGUAAACAAUCUUGAAAAGAUGAUGGAGACUUAUGAACAAAUGCAAUUAAGUGGUAUCAAAGCAAAUCAAACCAUCUUCACGACUCUCAUGGAUGCAUUUGGGAAGAACAGGGAUUUCGGUAGUGCUGUUGUUUGGUUUAAAGAAAUGGAAUCUCAUGGUGUUCCACCUGACAGGAAAGCGAAAAACAUUCUCUUGUCCUUAGCAAAAACUGCAGAUGAACAAAAGGAGGCUAACCAACUUGUGGGAUGUAUGGAGACUAAGUUGAAUGGAUUUUCUAGGUUUCUUGAUGAAGAAGAUUAUGAUGAUAUAGAGGGGGAGACUGAAUCUUAUGAAAAAAUGGGUCAACUAUAGUUUUCAGUAGUGAUUGUUAUCAAGAAAAGCAAUAUGUACAUACUAGGCUACUCUUUGAUUUGUAAAGCCUGGAAUUUUGUGUUCUGGUUGGGUUCCUCGGCCACGAAAAUGUAUCACUGAGUUAAAAUCGGUAGAGUUUGGCUGGACCUGGGAGCAACAAUUUAUUAAUUAAAAUAUCACUGAGUACAAUUA